Messenger RNA from Heteronotia binoei (common prickly gecko), 2198 nucleotides. RefSeq names its product chromobox 1 (gene CBX1). The coding region runs from base 337 to 894 and encodes 185 amino acids. Lineage: Eukaryota; Metazoa; Chordata; Lepidosauria; Squamata; Gekkonidae. Gene Ontology annotation, molecular function: chromatin binding. Gene Ontology annotation, biological process: negative regulation of transcription by RNA polymerase II; chromatin organization. Gene Ontology annotation, cellular component: nucleus; pericentric heterochromatin. The transcript is spliced from 5 exons. The record is from RefSeq and is a predicted model, not a curated record.
AGGCCGCGGGCGAAGGACCGAGGAGGGGAGGGGUUAGAGGCUGGGCGGCGCGUGCGCGGUGCUUCUCGGCGGGUAGAGGGGUUGCAGCGCUCUUUUGUUUGGCGGAGGUGGCUUGAGCGCGGGAGGCCUGCUGUCCAACCGUAUCUCUCUCUCUCUCUCUCCUCUUCUAUUUCUUUUUUUUAAACUUUAAACCCGACCUCCUUUCCCCGACCGCAGCCCGCGCCUCCUUCAUCGGCGGCGACGCGUUUUUAUUAAUUUUUUGACAUUGCUUUCCGCUCGUGCGUUCGUGGUGAGGCUGAAUCAGCCUCCCUUUAAGCCGCAAAACUGGCGAGCACAAUGGGAAAAAAGCAGAACAAGAAGAAAGUGGAGGAGGUCCUAGAGGAAGAGGAGGAAGAAUAUGUGGUGGAAAAGGUCCUUGACAGGCGGGUGGUGAAAGGCAAAGUCGAGUACCUGCUGAAGUGGAAGGGCUUCUCAGAUGAAGAUAAUACGUGGGAGCCGGAGGAGAACCUCGACUGCCCUGACCUCAUUGCGGAGUUCCUGCAGUCCCAGAAAACAGCACAUGAGAGUGACAAGUCAGAGGGAAGCAAGCGCAAGGCAGAGUCGGACUCUGAGGACAGGGGGGAGGAGAGCAGACCAAAGAAAAAGAAAGACGAGGCUGAGAAGCCACGAGGCUUUGCGAGAGGUUUUGAUCCAGAGCGGAUCAUUGGUGCCACAGAUUCCAGCGGGGAGCUAAUGUUUCUGAUGAAAUGGAAGAACUCUGACGAAGCUGACCUGGUCCCUGCCAAGGAAGCAAACAUCAAGUGCCCGCAGGUGGUCAUUUCAUUCUACGAGGAGAGGCUGACAUGGCACUCCUACCCCUCGGAGGACGACGACAAGAAGGACGACAAGAACUAGCCUCCCUUCCCCUCUGUCCCCAUCCCUCUUCUGGCCAACUUUUGUAUUAAAACAUCAAGACUGUGGGUUUGAGCAUGAAACAAGGAAGCAAAGAGGCUCUUGGCUGUGGGGGGGAAGGUGCCCUCUGUAGAAAACAGACGGUUUUCUGUGCCCUCGCCCAGCUUGGCAUGGCAGCACACUACUCUUCCUUUCCUCCCUUCCUCAUGUCUGUGUGGGGAAGGAGGGGAGGAUGGGGCAAGUCUUCCCCAGCUAUUACUUGCUUGGGGGGAAUGAAGCAAAAAAACAACUCCAUGCUGGACAAAGCCUGGGACCUGGACAGGCUGCCAAAAGCAACAGCAGGUUGGGGGAGGGGGGAGGCUGUGUGUUCUCUGAAGAUCUUCUCUGACUUGCAGCCUUUCUUCCAGAUAGUGUUAACUGCAUUUUUAUGGUUUAGCAUGUAUGUAGGCUUUCUUUCUCCUUUUUGCUAUUAUUGGUGUAUCAUCCGGGGAGGGGUGGGGGAGGGUAUUUUCUAAUUAAUUUGGGAUGGGAGUGGAAUUAUCCCAGCUCUGUAUCCAAACUUAAGAAUAUACAUGCCUCUUACUACAAAGAAAAGUGAGAGGCUGGGGUGGGGGUGUCUAUCUUAAGUGUUAAAAGUUGAAGAGGUGACAGCCAUAAAUUAUGCAGUUGGCUACCACAAAUUUUCACUUAUUAUUUCCAGAACAGGAGAUGAGGAAGUGUCCGCAGAUAUUUGUUUCCCCUCUCCCCACACAGAGUCACUGCUGUUGAAAGUGACCCAAUUUUUCUUAUAGUGUUACUGAUUCUGCAUCAUUACUUUUAUCCUAUGAAGCAGCUCUGGGGUGCUGUGUCCUUUGUUUUGGUUUUUCUUUUCUCCCCCCCCCAGUAUGUAUGUGAAUUUCAGACUUUAAGAAAAUCUAGGUAUUUUAGGGAAGGAAAGCAGGGAUGAAAUCUACCCCUGUACUACACAAUGUAGAUUUCAAACCAUUCUGUAAAAGCUAUUUUCUGUUCAGACUUGGGGCAUUACUAGUUGCUUUCCUUGCCCUGGUCCUGUGCUGAUACUUCAUUUUAAAUCAAAUAAAAGUCUUUGUUUUUACAAAUUUUACCUCUGAAAUUUUGCUCCACAUCCCAGUAAACCACCAACUUCUCCUUCGUGGGGUGGUAUGUACGUAGAAAUGUAUUGUAUAAACCUUUUUUAAAAUUAAGCAUGUGUUUUAGGUUUAUGUGAAAAUGUUGUCUAAAACUUAAGUGUUUGGAUUUUAACUUCAUACUGAGCUGUCUUUUUGUCUCAAUAAAACUUUAGAUUUAUA